AAUUGUAGUUCUUUCCUUAUCUUUAUUUUUGAUUUGUUUCCUUUGGUUCGUUUUAGCAGCUUGAGAUUUAAUUUGAGGUAAGAGGAAAAAUGAAAGUGUAGAGUCCGUUUUCUUAAUGAUGAAUUUAGAUAACAAUUAGUGAAGAAAAGGGAAAGGCAAGGGAGGAGAAGUGAAGGAAAGUAAAUGAUUGGUUUUAAUCUUGUUUGAAUAGACAAAAAAGAGAAGAGGGAGGAUAAUAUUUUUAUUUAAUUAAAUAAUUUAAAGAAAAAUAGAAAAAAAUUAUUUUUUAAUUUUAUUAUUUAAAUAAAUAAUUGAAAUAAAAUGUAUAUCUAUUUUCUUAAAAAAUUUUAUAAGAAAAAAAUUUAAUGUAAAAUAAAUUUACUGUAAUCUAUUUAAUUUAGAGGGAUGGAAAAUAGAGGAAUAGAGGAGGCUUUGUCACGCUUCAUCUUGUUAAGUAAUCCAGACAAUGGGAAGUAGACCUCUCUCCUCACUCUCCUCCCCUUCCCCUUCAAAUCUCCCAAUCCAAACUCACUUCAAAAACAUGUUCUUGCAGUCUAAUUGGCCCACUAGACCAAUGGUAUACAGCUUUUUUCUUUAUCAUUUCAUUCCAUUGCAUUAGUGUCAAGGACUUGGUGUGAGAUUCAUACCUAAGGAGAAGGAAAAGCUUCUGCACUUAGAAAACAAACUUCAGGUUGAAGGUCAUCUUGAUCUUCAUUUUGAAAUGUGUUUUUAUGGGGUUUUUUAUAUGCACGUUUGUUUGGAGUUUUUCAGGUGGUGCAUUAGUUGCCUCUUAUGUGUUUUGAGUAGAGGAAAACUAAUGUUCUUUCAUGGGGUUUGAAUAGAGAAAAACCAAUGUGUCAUCUGCUUCUAAUGGUUCUAGUUGUUGAAAUGCUUAUAAAUUAACUUGUUUUGUCACCUGUUAUGUUUCCAUAAAAUUUUUUUGUUCUUACUAAGAUGAUAACUUUUUAUUUGAAAUGAUUUACAUAUACUAGUUGUAUAAAUUUUAUUGGGGGAUAAUGUUGAAUGAAGACUAUUUGUUUCUGGUCAGUCUUACAUGCAUAUCCUGAGAAAUUCAGUUUAAUUUGAUUAAUUUUUGUGAUUCUCUAUUCUCGGUAAUGUAUCAUGCCCUUUAAAUUAAGCAUAUAAACCCGCAUAAUACAUUACCCACAAGAGAGAAUAACAAAUAGCGAAUAGGUCAAAUUAAUCAAACUAAUCUGAAUUUCUCAUAAUCACUCUGAAUGGAUAUGCAUGUAAGGCCAAUCACAAACAAAGUCUUCAUUUAACAUUAUACUCAAAUGAAUAUGCAGCCAGUCU
Molecule: messenger RNA, 1314 nt
Organism: Rubroshorea leprosula
Lineage: Eukaryota; Viridiplantae; Streptophyta; Magnoliopsida; Malvales; Dipterocarpaceae
Source: the annotation of a GenBank genome assembly